Messenger RNA from Fonsecaea monophora, 3927 nucleotides. RefSeq lists its product as hypothetical. Gene Ontology annotation, molecular function: ATP binding; ABC-type transporter activity; ATP hydrolysis activity. Lineage: Eukaryota; Fungi; Ascomycota; Eurotiomycetes; Chaetothyriales; Herpotrichiellaceae. The coding region runs from base 1 to 3927 and encodes 1308 amino acids. The transcript has 5 exons. Gene Ontology annotation, biological process: transmembrane transport. Gene Ontology annotation, cellular component: membrane. The record is from RefSeq and is a predicted model, not a curated record.
AUGGCUUUCUUUUUUGGCCAAUUCUUCGACACCUUUUCGGAUUUUGCCGCGGGAAAGACUGAUGGCUCAACCUUCAUGCACCGUUCUCUGCGCAGCCUCUAUGCGCUCCUUAGAGUCGCAGGUGCCACGGUCUUCUUCAAGGGCAUCCUUUUUAGCCUUUGGCUGGUGUUCGGCGAGAUGCAAGCCAGGAGCAUUCGUGAAUUGCUCUUCCAAUCUUUGCUCGAUCGUGAAAUAGAAUGGUACGGGGCACCCAACAUUGCGAUGCUUGUUUCUCACGAGAUCAGACAGAUCAGUCAACUGCAGCUAGGAAGUUCCCAGCCUCUUGGCUUUAUCAUUAUGUGCCUGGUUCAGGCGCUGGCUGGACUUAGCCUCGCAUUGCUCACCAACUGGAAAUUGGCCCUGAUUGUGCUCUCGGCUAUACCUGUCAUCGCUGUCGGCAGCGCGCUCAUUUCUCGACGUAUACAAGCAAAUAUCGACUGCCAGAACCAGAAACUAACCACCGCAACCAGCUUAGCCAACAACUGCGUCAAAAACAUUGUUACUGGCAGCUGGCGUGUUCUCUCUGAAGCAGGCUUUCUCUACUGCCUUACAAUCCGGAUUCGGUUCUGGUUUGGCGGUACACAGGUUCAUUCAGGUGGAACAACCGCUGGGAAAGUGGUUACUACAUUCUGGGCCUGUCUUAUAGCUACGAAAGCAUUCGAGGACUUGCUACCACAUUGCAUCAUUCUUCAACGGGCCAAAUCUUCAGCCCUAGCGUUGGAGGCAGUGGUGGCUAAAGUCACGAGGGGGCGAUCGCAACAACAAAAAGCAGGUGGAAUCUCACCGCAGUUUUGCGAAGGCAAUAUCGAAAUCCGGGCGGUUUCCUUUGCCUAUCCUUCUAGUCCCACGUCCCUUGCUCUCGACAAAUGCACAUUCUAUUUUCCGGCUGGGAAGACAACGUUCAUCGUCGGCAAGAGUGGAUCUGGGAAGAGCACACUCACCAAUAUGCUGUUGAGGUUCUAUUAUCCAAAGAGUGGAGCAAUCUUCAUCGACGACCACGCCUUAGGAGAUAUUGAUAUUAAUUGGCUGAGAAACAAUGUCACCCUUGUGCAGCAAGAUUGUGUGCUUUUCAAUGACACGAUUUUCAACAACGUUGCUCUUGGUCAACGUGAUUUCGAGCGAGUUCCGGAUGCGCGUGUCAGCGAAUGUCUGAGGAUGGCCGCAUUGGAACCCACCAUUGAGCGACUUCCGGAGGGUGUCCAUACUAUAGUUGGCACCGGCGGCUCGUCUCUCUCUGGAGGUCAAGUGCAGCGAGUUGCCAUUGCGCGUGCGUGUCUACGCAACACACCGGUAAUGAUACUAGACGAGGCAACAAGUGCUCUCGACAAUCUGAGCAAGACAACUGUCAUGGAAUCUCUUCGGGAGUGGCGACGUGGAAAAACGACCAUCAUUAUCACACACGAUAUGAGUCAGAUACAAGAAAAUGAUUUCGUGUACGUCCUUGAAAGCGGUCGAGUUAUUCACGAAGGUCGUCGUGGGAGCCUUGCUGCUGGCUUCGAAACAAGCACUACUGAUAAGGGAGUUUACGCAAAACAGCAGGUAACCGAGGAACACAACCUUUCCACGAGGUACUUGUCCUGGGGCGGUUCUACAAGCUGGUCAAAUCAGUGUAGCCCUUCUGUCCCAUCUCGGAAAGACUCUUUCGACUUCGACCCAGCAGAAGGAAGACAAGGUCGCACUUAUGAAAAUAUUCAAGACGCUGGCCAAGGAGUACAACUUGGACGUAGCCUGAAGAAAGGCCUGUCUACAAGCAGUGAGGCUGCGCUGAUGUUUCUCAAGCGUCAAUCAAUGGCUCGCGCUAAAGCUAUAUAUGGCCUUGGUCAAACACCUACGCCUGGGUAUCAAGGAGCGACUUUAUCUUCAUCAACGUAUAACAGCCCCGAACCCAUUCUCCGCAGAACCAUUUUCAUAUCACCCGUCCCCGUGUCCACACGACCGCGGGACAAACCACUGCCUAUACCACCUCUGAGGUCCGAUGCUGAAAGUGGAGGGACAAUUCCAGGCUACGGGACUGGCGCGCCCUUUGUUGAUAGAGAAAACAAACGACUACAACCAGCAGCUUCAAUCCCCACAGUUUUGCGUACAAUAUGGCCUUCACUCGAUAAUGCUCAUCGAACUAAGCUGCUUCUUGGACUUCUGGCGACGCUGAUCCACUCAGGAGCUCCCCCUGCAUUUUCUUAUGCGCUCGUGCAAAUCUUCGACACCUAUUACUUGCCAAUAGGGUACCAGAAGAAAGCCUUGAUCUACUCGAUGGUCGUUCUCGGAAUCGCCGUCACUGAUGGGUGUGCGUGUUUCUUCAUGCAAUAUCUUCUCGACUCGGUAAGCCAACUGUGGGUGGACACGCUCAGAAUUCAGGCGUUGCAGCGCAUUCUACGCCAACCUAAGGCCUGGUUCGAUGAAGACCAUAAUAGCCCUGCAGCUCUCAUGUCUUCACUCGAUAAGAGUGUAGAAGAAGUCAAGGAUCUCGUGGAAAGAUUUGCGGCCCAGCUCCUCGUCGUUGCUGUUAUGAUGACUGUGGCAAUGAUAUGGGCCAUGUUUUCCUGUUGGAAGAUCACACUGGUCAGUCUUGCAGCCUCUCCCGUGCUCUACGCUCUAGCAAAGUGGUUUGGGUUUGUCGCUUCUCUUUGGGAAUCUCGAACAAGCGCAGCCAGCGACCGUGUCAACGAAAUUUUUAUCGAAUCUUUUGCAGACAUCAAGACAGUUCGAUCGCUCACGCUGGAAUCUUACUUCCACAAGAAGUAUCGCAAUGCAACCCAACAGACCUUUUCCAUUGGUGUCCGACGAGCUUUAUUCAGUGGCUUCUUCUUCGGCCUAUCUGAAUCCGCCAUCGCUUUCUUCACACCAUUGAUCUUUUGGUAUGGAGCUCGGCUCGCCAAAGAUGGCGAAUGGCCGGUGAACUCUAUAUUCACCGUGUUUGGUCUCCUUUUGUUUUGUACCGCCAACGCUAAUGCGGUCGUUACAUACAUACCCCAGACGAGUUCAGCGACCGAUACCGCGAGUCGCCUGAUUCGACUUGCACAUAUGCAAGUGAACUCUCAUGAAGAAGUUGGGGAGGUUCGGCUCGACAAAGACGAUCCAACCACGCUCUCGGGUCCGAUCCAUUUCAUCAACCUGACAUUCUUUUACCCGACCCGUCCAGAGGCAGCGGCCCUUCGGAGACUCAAUCUCACCAUUCCAUCUGGCAAAACCACCGCGAUCGUAGGAUCCUCGGGCUCUGGAAAGUCGACUAUCACAUCUCUCCUGCUGGGCCUCUACCCCCCGACGGCUGAUCAUCUCGCCCUGUCCCCUUCCAACCCCUGGGACGGUCCAGCAUCUCUCACACUGUCCGGUCGUGACAUUCGAACACUUGACCUCUCCUGCCUCCGCUCCCUGAUCGCCACCGUCCCACAGCACCCAGUGCUCCUCCCGACCACGGUGCGCGAGAACAUUUCAUACGGCCUCCCCCCGGAAUCUCCGUGGACGUUGGCAACGCGGGUCGAAUCUGCCGCGCGCGCCGUGGGGAUCCACGAGUUCAUCCAGUCGCUCCCGCAGGGCUACGCCACCAUCGUUGGCGACGGCGGCCUCGGCGUCUCCGGCGGCCAGGCACAACGCAUCGUCAUCGCCCGCGCGCUGAUGCGCGAUCCCAAGAUCCUCAUCCUCGACGAAGCGACCAGCGCGCUGGACCGCGAAAGCGCGGACACCAUGCAAAGGACUAUCGCCCGGUUGGUUAGACAGAAGCAGGGCAAACUGACGGUUAUCAUGGUCACACACGCGAGGGAGAUGAUGGCGGUGGCGGACCUCGUCGUGGUCAUGGAGGCGGGGAGGGUGGCUGAACAGGGCGCCUUUGCCGAGUUGGUCGCGAAGCAAGGAACGUUGUGGGCGUUGUUGAAUGCUAGGGAUGAUCAAUGA